Molecule: messenger RNA, 1491 nt
Organism: Theobroma cacao (cacao)
Lineage: Eukaryota; Viridiplantae; Streptophyta; Magnoliopsida; Malvales; Malvaceae
Gene: AOX2
Product: alternative oxidase 2
Biological process (GO): alternative respiration
Cellular component (GO): mitochondrion
Molecular function (GO): alternative oxidase activity
Source: RefSeq, a predicted model, not a curated record
CUCAAGAAAGCCGCCACACUCCAGCGAUAUUCGCGGAGAUAGGAUUCGGUAGUGCAAAAGGCACACCAUAUACAAACCUCUCCGAAAUCUCAUCCUGUCAUAAAGUACUUGUUCUCUAAGAGACGACAGAUGAUUGCACCAAUAAACCAGUAAUAGUAUACCGCGAAGCACCCAAUCGUAAAACGUUUCCCUCUCCUUUCCUUCCUUGAUCCUUCUCCGGCUACUCUGGUCUUUUAUAUAACUGCCCUGCCACCACGCUCUUGUCAAGUCUGAACAGAUUCACAACCAAAAUUUUGGAACAAUAAGAAAAAGAAAAAGAGAAAGGAAAUGAAUCGUUUUUUAGUAAGGUCGGUGAUGCAAGGCCUGAUCAAUGGCCGAAGCUACAGCGGAAGCAGCAUCAGCAAUGGACACAUGUACAGGGCCGCCAUAGUUGGGAGAGACGUCUGGUUGAGCGGACAACAAAACGGCAUGCCUUUUGGAGGUUUUGAGUGGCGAAGGAUGAUGAACUCUGCACCCGCUUGGACGGAAAAAGUGCCGUUGGAGAAGGAAGAGAAAAAGGAGAAUCCGGCGACGGGAGAGAAGAAGGGGACAGAAAUGAUGGUGUCAAGUUAUUGGGGGAUUUCAAGGCCUAAGAUCACCAAAGAGGAUGGCACCGACUGGCCCUGGAAUUGUUUCAUGCCAUGGGAAACUUACAAGGCAGACCUGUCAAUUGAUUUGAAGAAGCACCAUGUGCCAAAGAACUUUGUUGAUAAAUUUGCUUACAGGACAGUCAAAAUCCUUCGGAUUCCCACUGAUUUGUUCUUCCAGAGACGUUAUGGGUGUCGUGCUAUGAUGCUGGAAACGGUGGCAGCUGUUCCUGGUAUGGUUGGAGGGAUGCUGCUGCAUCUGAGGUCUCUCCGUAAGUUCCAGCAUAGUGGUGGUUGGAUUAAAGCCUUGCUUGAAGAAGCAGAGAAUGAGAGGAUGCAUUUGAUGACAAUGGUGGAGCUUGUGAAACCCAAGUGGUAUGAGAGGCUCCUCGUUCUGACCGUGCAGGGAGUUUUCUUCAAUGCCUUCUUUGUUCUUUAUGUGCUCUCUCCCAAACUGGCACAUAGAAUUGUUGGGUAUUUGGAGGAGGAAGCUAUCCACUCAUAUACAGAGUAUUUGAAGGACAUUGAAAGUGGUGCAAUAGAAAAUGUUCCAGCCCCUGCCAUUGCAAUUGAUUACUGGAGAUUGCCUAAAGAUGCUAACCUCAAGGAUGUUAUCACUGUGAUUCGUGCUGAUGAAGCUCAUCAUAGGGAUGUUAACCAUUUCGCUUCCGAUAUUCAUUUUCAAGGAAAGGAAUUGAGAGAGGCACCUGCUCCUCUUGGUCAUCAUUAACUCGAUGUUGAAUUGUGGAUAUUCUUUUGGAGAUUCCUGCCUGAUUGCAAACUGGAAUAAGCUUUCUCUUGUAUAUUGUAAGGACUAGGAAUGUAAAAAUAAUUGAGAAAAUCAUAUUUUCCUUCUACAUGUCCA